Molecule: messenger RNA, 503 nt
Organism: Zingiber officinale
Lineage: Eukaryota; Viridiplantae; Streptophyta; Magnoliopsida; Zingiberales; Zingiberaceae
Exons: 1
Coding region: 64-351 (95 amino acids)
Source: RefSeq, a predicted model, not a curated record
GCCUAGUUUAUACCUCACGGGCUCAAGGCGAAACCCUAGUGACCUUCGCUCCCAAUCGAAAUCAUGGGGUUGCUAUCGUGGUGGAGGGGAAAAGGCGCGACGGCACCGCCUACUUCUUCGCCGGCGAACGUCGAUGCCGAGAUGGCGCAGGAGGUCCCCGGUAUGAACGGUGCGGUCGAGGCGCGGCGCCCGAUGGACGUGACGGUCUUCGAGUUUGGAUCCGUCGCCGCGUCCGGCGACAGGAUUACGCUCGCCGGGUACUGCCCGGUGUCCGAAGAGCUCGAGCCGUGCCGGUGGGAGAUCAUCCCUGCCGCCGGGCCGGAUGCACCUCAGUUCCGUAUCGUCUUUUAAACCGGUGGUACCUCUCCGAAACAAACCCCUCUUAAAUUUAUCUCUUGCAUCGUAACAAAUCUUGGAAUUUCCAUAGCUACGACUCGUUGCCGUGUAUCUUGUGAUAUUCUGGUUCAUCUCAAUGCUUUGAUUUCGAAGUUGCUACCUGUGUU